CAUUCACAGUCUUUCUGCAAUCGAACCUUACCUAAGCUCCCAUACUACCUAACAAGUACAAGGCAUAGCUAAGCCUAUGACACAUCUAGCAAGUAGACUAUAAGUACCGUUGCUUUUGUUGUCUCUUGCUUGUUGAUUUGGGUCUGAAUCGACACGGAACCUUUUUCUUGUAGCUCAUCUGAGAUCGCCAGGGUUCAAUUGGAGAUCAUAAGGUGCUAUUUUGGACUGGAAACUAAAAACCGAGAAAAAUUCUGGAGCGAGCGGUGUACAGGAGGAGCAUUGUUUUUUCCAACUAUCUACCGACCUGCAUUACCUAACAUUCAGAUCUAGCGUCUAGCUACACAGUCGGCACAAGUCCAGCUUGAAGACUAUCUAGAGCUAGGGGCAGAGCUCCAACGGCACAUUCCUUCACCGAACAUCAGUCAGCCAUCCAAUCACAAUGAGGCCGUCAACCCUUCGUGCCAUCAACAGGGCAUUGGCCGGCAAUGAAGCCCGGACAUAUUCCUCCUCGGCCUCACCCCGACAUCUCAUGUCGAUAGCCGACCUGACGCCUACGGAGCUGACAACCCUCGUUCGCUCUGCCGCCACUCACAAGCAUGCCGUCAAGUCGGGAGCAGGCGCACCCCUCCAUCUGGCCCAGUCUCUCACCGGCAAGACCGUCGCCAUGAUGUUCAGCAAGCGCAGCACCCGUACCCGCGUGUCUACCGAGGCCGCGGUUGCCAUGAUGGGCGGUCAUCCCAUGUUUCUGGGCAAAGAUGACAUUCAGCUUGGUGUGAACGAAUCCCUCUUGGACACGUCAACCGUCAUCUCUUCAAUGACCUCAUGCAUGGUUGCCCGCGUCGGCCCCCACUCGGACGUGACAGGUCUGGCCAAGCACUCAUCUGUCCCCGUCAUCAACGCCCUGUCGGAUGACUUCCACCCUCUCCAGACCAUCGCCGACUUCCUCACCAUCCACUCCCACCACCCAUCCUCCACCCCAGGCUCACUUGGCCUCGAGGGUCUCAAGAUCGCCUGGAUCGGCGACUCCAACAACGUGCUGUUCGACCUGGCCCUCGGCGCCGCCAAGCUCGGCUGUCACGUUGCCGUGGCCUCGCCCACGGGCUACGGCAUCCCUGAAAACAUGAGGACGCUGAUCCAGUCCGCCUCCAAGGCCUCAGGCUCCGGCGGCUCCCUCUCCGAGACCACUGUGCCCGAGGAGGCCGUCAAGGACGCCGACAUACUCGUCACCGACACGUGGGUGUCGAUGGGCCAGGAGGCCGAGGCCAAGAAGCGUCUCGCCGCAUUUGCCGGCUUCCAAAUCACAAACGACCUCGCCAAGCGCGGCGGUGCCAAGAAGGAUUGGAAGUUCAUGCACUGCCUGCCCCGCCACCCGGAGGAGGUACAUGACGAGGUCUUUUACAGCCCCAGGUCGCUCGUCUUUGAGGAGGCCGAGAAUAGGCUGUGGGCUGCUGUUGCUGCUCUUGAGGCAUUUGUGGUGAACAAGGGAAAAAUCUGAUUAGUCAAAACAAAAGUUAUAAUCUAUGAAAAGUGAUUUUGCCGUAGAAAAAAAAAAGAAAAGAAAAAGAAAAAAAGAAAAAAAAAACUCAAAACAAGCCACCAAGGUUGGCUGCUGAAAUUUACUACUACAUAUUUAGAUCAUCGAUCAGGUUUGAUUAGGUGCCCAUGAAUUGAUUGCAAACAGUGAUCCCGAGGUACGCACCCCUGAAUCCUAGUAGGUUUCACUUUGUACAAGUUAUGAU
Pyricularia oryzae 70-15 is the source of this 1739-nucleotide messenger RNA. Its product is annotated as ornithine carbamoyltransferase. The record is from RefSeq and is a predicted model, not a curated record. NCBI's taxonomy places the organism in Eukaryota, Fungi, Ascomycota, Sordariomycetes, Magnaporthales, Pyriculariaceae. Gene Ontology annotation, cellular component: mitochondrion. The transcript has 3 exons. The coding region runs from base 440 to 1495 and encodes 351 amino acids. Gene Ontology annotation, biological process: L-citrulline biosynthetic process. Gene Ontology annotation, molecular function: ornithine carbamoyltransferase activity; amino acid binding.